Molecule: messenger RNA, 1153 nt
Organism: Cervus elaphus (red deer)
Lineage: Eukaryota; Metazoa; Chordata; Mammalia; Artiodactyla; Cervidae
Product: interferon omega-1-like
Exons: 1
Coding region: 1-588 (195 amino acids)
Biological process (GO): B cell proliferation; defense response; natural killer cell activation involved in immune response
Cellular component (GO): extracellular region
Molecular function (GO): type I interferon receptor binding; cytokine activity
Source: RefSeq, a predicted model, not a curated record
AUGGCCUUCGUGCUCUCUCUACUGAUGGCCCUGGUGCUGGUCAGCUACGGCCCGGGAGGAUCCCUGGGCUGUGACCUGUCUCAGAACCACAUGCUGGUUGGCAGGAAGACCCUCAGUCUCCUGGGCCAAAUGAGGAGACUCUCCCCUCGCUUCUGUCUGCAGGACAGAAAAGACUUCGCUUUCCCCCAGGAGAUGGUGGAGGGCGGCCAGCUGCAGGAGGCCCAGGCCAUCUCUGUGCUCCACGAGAUGCUCCAGCAGAGCUUCAACCUCUUCCACACAGAGCGCUCCUCUGCUGCCUGGGACACCACCCUCCUGGAGCAGCUCCGCACGGGACUCCAUCAGCAGCUGGACGACCUGGAUGCCUGCCUGGGGCAGGUGAUGGGAAAGGAAGACUCUGCCCUGGAAAGGAUGGGCCCCACGAUGGCUGUGAAGAGGUACUUCCAAGGCAUCCAUGUCUACCUGCAAGAGAAGGAAUACAGCGACUGUGCCUGGGAAAUCGUCAGACUGGAAAUCAUGAGAUCCUUCUCUUCAUCAACCAGCUUACAAGAAAGUUUAAGAAUGAUGGAUGGAGACCUGAUCUCACCUUGACAGGACUCUCACUGACUAAGAUGCCACAUCACCCUUGUACAGUUACCUGUGGUCAUUUCAGAAGACUCUGAUUUCUGUUUCAGCCACAAAAUUUAUUGGAUUAGUUCAACCAAUACAUUGUCAGUAGUAAGAAGAUAGUAGAUAGAAAUUAUUCAGCUGCAGGGGUAUCAGUCCAUUAGUGAUGACUGCCUCGGUGUUAUUUAUUUAUUUAUUUAUUAUUUAUUUAGUUAAUGUUUUAUCUCAUAUUUAUAUUUUCAUCUAAAAGAUGUAUAUGUUUGCAUUGUAUUAAAAUUUAGAAAAUAUAUUCUAUUUCAUUAAUAUUGUAAUUUGUUUUAUUUAUUCAAUACUUCUCAAGGUAAACUUCCUGAGGUUUUUUUUUUUUUGAACACCUAAAUGCUUAUUUUGUCUAUAUAUACCUAUGGCAAAAUAGUAUUUGUUCAUUUUAUAGUGUGGAACAGUUCUAUGACUUUCUAGGAAAUGUUUGUCAAAAGAUGGAAUUCUGGGAAUUUUCUAUGGGUGCAGUUGUUAGGACUCUGAGUUUUCCCUCUAGGGAGCUUUGGUUGGG